UGCCGCUGUCAGCCACGUCACCGCCACACAACCGACUUCUGUGGACGCCUGGACCCGCUGCGGCUGCACAGGAAUCCGCCUACCGACUCUCUUUAAUAUCUCAUCGGCUUUGCGGCUUUUGCGGCUUUUGCGAACAUACAGAAGCCGUCAGUCCACGUCGCAGAAGAACCUUUCGCGUAUCUAAGAUUUACAUUUGUCUCUUGUUGCGUCUCCUUGGUCGUAUCAGAAGUUCAGGGUACUUUGUUUCCGUCUGGGUCAAGCCUCUGCUACCACAUACGGACUUGAUAGUUGGAUUCAAAGUGCAUCUGAGAGGUCGAACAUUUCACCAUGAACAUAUUUCGUCUAGCCGGUGACGUAUCCCACGUCGUGGCGAUACUCAUUCUUUUUCUGAAGAUCUGGAGGAGCCGAUCCUGCGCUGGAAUCUCCGGUAAGUCGCAGGUUCUGUUCGCGGUGGUCUUCACCAGCCGGUACCUCGACCUGUUCUCUGUCUACAUCUCUGCCUACAACACCAUUAUGAAGGUGGUGUUCCUCUCUCUGUCCUAUGCCACCGUCUACCUCAUCUUCAUGCGCUUCAGGAGCACCUCCACCUCCGAGCACGACACCUUUCGCCUAGAGUUCCUCCUCAUCCCCGUCGUCGGGCUUUCCUUCCUGGAGAACUACGCCUUCACGCCGCUAGAGAUCUUGUGGACGUUCUCCAUCUUCCUUGAGGCGGUGGCCAUCAUGCCCCAGCUGUUCAUGAUCACCAACACGGGCGAGGCUGAGUCCAUCACCACCCACUACCUGUUCUUCCUGGGGCUGUACCGCGCCUUGUACCUGGCCAACUGGGUGUGGCGCUACCACACGGAGGGCUUCUUCGACCAGAUCGCCGUGGUGUCUGGCGUCGUCCAGACCUUCUUCUACUGCGACUUCUUCUACCUCUACAUCACCCGGGUCCUCCGAGGGAGUGCAAAGAUGGGUCUGCCUAUGCCCGUCUAGAUGGACUGGUGUCCCCCCCCCGCCCCGCCCCCGAUGGAUUAGUGCCUUGAUGAGUGGAGGGCCUUGCCUCUGAUGUUUUAAGGCCUAAUCCCAUUUCUACCCCUUCCCCCUUCCCCUUCCCCCUCCCCCUUGUUUUGAAGGGGUAAGGGGAAGGGGUAAGGGGUACAAAUGGGAUUGGGCCUAAAUCUGUGUGUGAGUGUGUGUGUUUGUGUUUCAGAGUGAGUGUGUAUGGGUAUAUUUGGUUACCUAAGUGACAACAGCUGUGUGUGUGUGUGUGUGUGUGUGUAUGUCUGUUUCAGUUUGAGUGUAUUGAUAUAUUUUGUUACCGAAGCUACAACAGGUGUGAUUGCGUGUCUGUGUAGAACUUUUAUUAUAAAAAAAUACUGAGUGUUAAA
Molecule: messenger RNA, 1370 nt
Organism: Gadus macrocephalus (Pacific cod)
Lineage: Eukaryota; Metazoa; Chordata; Actinopteri; Gadiformes; Gadidae
Product: ER lumen protein-retaining receptor 3-like
Exons: 5
Coding region: 328-975 (215 amino acids)
Biological process (GO): protein retention in ER lumen; endoplasmic reticulum to Golgi vesicle-mediated transport
Cellular component (GO): endoplasmic reticulum; cis-Golgi network; membrane
Molecular function (GO): ER lumen protein retrieval receptor activity
Source: RefSeq, a predicted model, not a curated record